Exophiala bonariae is the source of this 807-nucleotide messenger RNA. RefSeq lists its product as uncharacterized. The coding region runs from base 1 to 807 and encodes 268 amino acids. The record is from RefSeq and is a predicted model, not a curated record. The transcript is spliced from 2 exons. NCBI's taxonomy places the organism in Eukaryota, Fungi, Ascomycota, Eurotiomycetes, Chaetothyriales, Herpotrichiellaceae.
AUGGCAACUUCAAAAUCCCACACUGAGGCCAGGGAGCUGUCGAAAAAGCGAAAGACAGAAUCUGAGCCUGUUGACGGGGAAGGAGAUUAUGCUCAGCCUGGCCAAGCCAAUCUCUCUCAUGACGACAUAGUGGCGGGGAGUGCCACCGACGGAACCCCACUGCUCGCAGUUUCUAACUCGUCACAGUCGAGCCACGGGGGUGGGAGUGUUCAUAAUGGUGGCCGUCGCGACGAUGAUCACCGCAAUCAACAAGCUCUCAGAUCUAACAAGCUCGAUCAGUUCUGUGAAAGGUUAGAUAUUGUGCCGCCGAAAGAAUCCACAAAAUAUGCAGGCUUCAAGCCUAAAAAGGGUGGCGAUUGGGCAAGGAUCCUCUCGUCAAUCCGGAAGCAUCAAGUGUUGUCGUACGCACUCAAGGCUCUAGCAGUAGUUCUGGUGAUCUUACAGUUGGGCCUGGGCAUUACCAUUUCGGUACUCACGAGCCUUGAAGGAAAUCAUGUCAAAACAGUAGUGAUCAUUCUCGGCGCCACCAAUAGCUUCGUUGGUGGACUUGCAGCUAUCUUGCAAUAUUGGGGUCAGCCAACACGGGAGAGCAGGUACUAUGCCAGCCUCAAGCUGGUCCAAAGCGAUGUUGAGGCGCUCAUUGGCGAGUUCAAGGACCCAAACACAAAUAAAUAUCCAUAUGAAGAAGGAAAAUUGGUGAUGGCCAAGUACGCACAAGCAAACAAGGAUGCUUGGUCCAAUGACCCCAUGAUUUGGAUACAGAAUACGAAGCCUCGCGGCCAGGAUGACCGGCGCUCCGGAAUAUGA